Molecule: messenger RNA, 1173 nt
Organism: Owenia fusiformis
Lineage: Eukaryota; Metazoa; Annelida; Polychaeta; Sabellida; Oweniidae
Source: the annotation of a GenBank genome assembly
UUUACAUGUAAUUGAUGAAUUCAAUAGAGCUACUACUCAGCUUGAGCAGAGUCAUCAGGAAAGACAAAAAAUUAUCCGAGAAACAGAAGACCUGGAGUCAGUGAAUGCACAAUUGAAUGAAACUCAAGCAGAUAUCAUAUUAAAUUUAGGAAAAUCGAACCAAUCAACAACUACAACAGAAACAUUUAAAACAUCUGAUGUUAAAAUCGUUACAGCUGCAAAUAAUGCGUAUUUUACUGGACUCAAGGAAUUUGUUGCCUCUGUUCAUUUCUGGGACCCGAACACAACUAUAAUCGUGUACGAUCUUGGAUUACAACCUCAACAAAAGAAAGAAGCUGAAAGUUGGUGUAAUGUUCAAGUUAAUCCUUUGCCUGAAAGCAUACCAGAUCAUAUAAGAAAUGAGAGCAGAAAACGAUACACUUGGAAACCACUAAUCCUACAAGAUGCUGUCACGAAAUACGGGGCAAUAUUUUACAGUGAUGCUGGAUCGGUAAUACGAGGCCCCUUGGAACCCAUAAAGAAACUGAUCAUCGCCGAUGGUCAUUUUUUCGUACAAGGUCAAGAUAUGGACAUGACAAAACUAUUGCAUGAAGGAAUGUGUAGAUAUUUUAAAGUGAAUAAGAAAAUGCUAAAAGGAAAGUACAGCUUUGCAGGAAACACACAGGGGUAUGUACGUGGAGGCCUUGCUGAGAAACACAUAUUGCAUCCUCUUGUUAAAUGUGCCAUUUCCCCAGAAUGCAUCACUCCACCAGGAUCAUCUCUCAAAAACCAUAGAUUCGACCAAUCAGCGUUAUCAGUAAUCAUUUACAUGUCAUCAAUCGUUGUUCAGCCUCAUACGGAAUUCCUGGCUGCCUCAAGUAAUCAACUGAACUCAAAUCCAUUUUUACCGAGUUCCAAACUUGUGUGGACAUCCCGUCAAAGGAGCCGCAGCUACAGCAAGGGUAUUUGUGUCAAUCCAAUACAGAGCAGCCUUCAUUGAUGUUUUAAACUCAAUACCCUUCUAAUUCGAGAUGCUGUAAUAAUAGCGCAAAGGUAGAAGGAAGUCUAUUGUUUAACCCCCUUAGGGAUAUCCUUCUUGGGAAUUCAAGAUUACAAUUAUUUAUGUGAUGUAUCAAUCUGACACCUCUAAUCAAUAUGUCAGAUGUUUUAAUGUCAUUUAAUUAUAUCACCAAC